CUUGGAUGCACUGAGGUGUCUGCUCCAGGUCAUUCUGCAAACAGAAGAUGUGAUCAGAGUUUUUGAAGUCAGACUGUCUGAGGAGGAGACUGUUCCUUUGGAUCUGGACAAAGUGGAGGCUUAUCGGGCAUGUCUGAAGAAAAUGAAAGCAGACCUAAACAUGAAAAAGUCACUGUUGAAUGCCCUGGAAAAUGAACUACAGAAAACGCAUCAGAUCCAUGCACAGUCUUGCCAGUCAUAUGCCCUGUAUGAUAUGGACAUUGGAAAGUUUUCUGAUAAAGUUACCCAACUAAUAGAUCGCUGGCAGAGAGCUGAGAAACAGAUAGAUAACAGAUCCUGGGAUUUGGAAAGGCAGAUCAAACAGCUGAAAACGUACAGAGAUCUAUACCAGGCUCUGAGCAAAUGGGUCUGUGAUGCCAGGCGCAGGCAGGAUUCCAUUGAGUCCAUGAAACUGGGUGACUGCAACACCGUCAUGAGAUAUCUGCAUGAACAGAAGAACUUGCACAGUGAAAUCUGUGGGAAGCGAGACAAAGUUGAAGAGCUUCUCAAGCAUGCAGAUCAGUGCUCAGCUGCGAUUAAG
This is a messenger RNA of Tinamus guttatus (white-throated tinamou), 580 nucleotides long. The record is from RefSeq and is a predicted model, not a curated record. Lineage: Eukaryota; Metazoa; Chordata; Aves; Tinamiformes; Tinamidae.